GAAAUGUCCUUGUGUUGUUUUCUUAUUGUUUACUAGUGUCCGCUGUGUAACGUCGGAAGAGCCACGAAAGCUCCAAUAACUGAAUGUCUCGUAGCUAGUGCAUGAACCGUUGGUGCGGCAUCAGUGUCGGUUAUUCAAUUUGUGUCUUGUUUUCGUCCGAAAAUGAAUCGUUCGCGGGAUUUUUUAUUCGUUUGAGCAACAAUCGCCAGCGAUUGACGCACCGCCACCGCAAAAAGGCCGCGUGAGAACCGAUUAUCCUGUUUAAAAUUCGCCCGCAGUUACUGUUACGCACCGUGUAAGUGCACGAUGUCCGAGGAAGGGAUUGAGUGGCUGAAAGACAUCCUGCAGGACGUACAACUGAUACAGUUUUUGGUUAGGAUUAGGGAUGAUUUGCAGAUAACUAGGCUGGAACAUUUUGAUUUUGUCAAGGCUGAGGACUUGGAAAACAUAGGCCUCAGUAAGCCAGGUGUGAGAAGGCUGUUGGAAGCUGUGAAGAAGAAAAGGGCCCAACAGAAAAAAAGGAACUUGAUCAACAAAUUAAUACCUGUCAACAGAACUGGGACUAAUAAGAAGAAUGAUGAGAACAGCUCUAUAAGUGAUUUUACAUCUUGUCUGAUUCAAGAGAGCAACAUCACUUUAUCUGUGAAACUAGGAGAUGGAUCAUUUGGUGUUGUCAAAAGAGGUGAAUGGACCAGCCCGACGGGCAGAAUAUUGCCGGUGGCCGUCAAAGUCCUCAAGGCGGACGCUCUCAAUCAACCCGGCAUAUUCGAGGACUUCAUAAAGGAGGUGCAGGCGAUGCACGUGCUGAGCCACCCGAAUCUGAUCAGGUUGUACGGGGUGGUGCUCUCGCAGCCGAUGAUGAUGGUAACGGAAUUGGCACCGCUCGGGUCGCUUCUGGAUUAUCUGAGGAAACAGUGUCAGCACACGCCCGUGCCGAUUUUAUGCGAAUACGCCACUCAGGUUGCAACUGGCAUGGCAUAUUUGGAGAGCAAACGAUUUUUACAUAGGGAUUUGGCAUGCAGAAAUGUUCUGUUGUCUGCUGCCGACAAAUUAAAAAUAGGCGACUUUGGUUUAAUGAGAGCCUUACCUCAAGAAGAAGACUGCUACGUAAUGACAGAGCACAAGAAAGUUCCUUUCCCGUGGUGCGCCCCGGAAUCACUGCGAUCGCGACAAUUCAGCCACGCCUCGGACACGUGGAUGUUCGGCGUGACGGUCUGGGAGAUGUUCACGUUCGGCGAGGACCCGUGGAUGGGUCUCAUCGGUUCGGAAAUAUUGAGGAAGAUCGAAAAGGACGGCGAACGAUUGUACCAACCUGAGGCGUGUCCGCCCGAGAUUUAUGCCAUUUUACUGCAGUGCUGGGCCCGGAAUCCACAAGAACGACCCACGUUCGCCGCCCUCAAGGAGUUCUUCAGGAAGAACACCACUCCGGUCAUGAAGGCGCUGGGGAAACUGGACGAACCGGACAAGCUGAAGGUGCAGGAAGGCGACGAGAUCGCCAUCAUUGAAGGCAGCGCCGAUCUCUACUGGUGGAAGGGACAGAACCUGAAGACCUUCGAUAUCGGGCGGUUUCCAAGAUGUUUGGUGGACCCAAUGAGGCCAAAACAGCCGGAGGACAUAAGCAAACCUUUGCACAACUCGUUUAUUCAUACGGGACAUGGGUCAGCUUUUGGCGAGUCGUGGGGGAGUCCUGCCUACAUUGACGACAUGUAUUUAAAGAACCCAAUGGAGCCACCAGAUGUCACUGGAAUGCAAAGGGAGGUCAAACCAUCGCCACAACUCUCUGAUAGGUCUUCCAAAACUUCUUCCUCAAAAGUAAAUGGUUCCUUGCGAAAGCCCUCUGACAAACAAUUUCAAUAUAGAAAACUCUUUAAUGAAAAUGUAAUGCUGUCUAAACCCCAAAGACCACCUCAACCAAAAGUGGACACAACAAGAGAAGGUGUUCUGGUGGAUAUUUCUCCAGAAGAUGUAGUUCCAACAGCCAGGAUGACGGAUAUUGGCAAAAGCACCACCAGCACCGUUUCACUAAUUGAUGAACCCAUAGAUGCACCACAAGAAGAUUACUGGUCGGACAGACCGCCAUCGGUGAACAGUGCACCACCUCCAUAUCAACAGCCGCCUUCUUACUAUAAUACCUCAGCGUUCUCACAGGACGCCUCAGAAAUCGACCCCUUCGACACCUCCUCAGUUUUAAAUCCCCCUGAGCCUAGAUUUUAUUCUCGGGUGUCUCCAAUUCCUACAGUAACUCAUGACAACAACGCCAAAAUCAUGGAAAACAUACAGAAAAUAAAAUCUAUGAAGCAACAAGAACCUAGUUAUAUACAGGGUGAUAUAGCAAAUAGAAUGAGUUUUAUACAUACUCAAACCGACAAUAAUAUUGCCGUUUCCAAGAAUGUCACAACGGCGCACAAAGAUUUAGCUUUGGCUGUGGCCGGUAGCAGUAAUGGACUGAAAGAGCAGGACCUUGCCAAUGGAAUGCACAAUUUGACAGUAAGUGAUGAAGCCAGCAAAGAAUUCGUAUCCGAACUGGAGAACUAUUUGGUGACCAAAAAAACCAAUGAUAUACCAACGUUGCAGCCGCCUCCAAAGAAAAACAAUUACAGCCCUAGCAAAAGCCAAAACAAUGGUGUCAACACCUUGCCAAAGGUACAGAACGGUACGUACGCCAAUAUUGCCAAGAACUACGACUCGAAUACCAGAAACGAAACCACCAAAGUACUAAACAAAAUCUGGUACGAAACGACCGUCAAGCAAAACGGGAACGUCAAAGAAACCAACAAAAACCGUUACGACACCGAAGAAAACAGAGAGAGGGAUGUUUACGUGGUCAACUCGGAGUUUGGGCAGUUCAAGAGCAACAGAAGAUACGAUCCCGUGUACGGCUCAGUCAGCUCCACCUACGAUCCGACUUAUUACGCCACCACUUCCAAUUACAAUCCGUACAACAAUGUGCCCGCCCAAACUCACAAUCCGGGGAUCUACGAAGCACAGCCCGCUGUGGCGGUGUAUUCCAACGGCUCCACCUACAACACCUAUAGUUCACAAGUAGGCGUUUACGGUUACGGCAGCACGGAACGUAACGACUACAGCGAACCGCCGGACGAGAGCGUUUACUCGGAGAUUUCGGACAGAUUGUACAGCCAAGUGCCCGACGAGACGCUCAAGCCCCACAGGCCUGCGCCUGCGCAUCCGCUGAGUAUGCAGCAGAUACAAAGGAAAAUUCAGCAGGGUCAGCUAAGCGCCGACGCCGAACGACUCAUGACUCCCGAGUACCGGAGCAACAAGGUGAGUCAGGUCCGGGACUGCGUGCCGGACGUUAGCACCGAGGAGAUACUCUCGAAGUUGCAGUCGUGCGGUUGGGACAUCACCGCCACAAUUAGGUCGCUCAAACUGGAUAAACUGGUGAAACUGGGAAUGGCGAACAGGACGCAAUGCGAGGCGGCUCUGCAAAGGACCAAUUGGAACGUGGAGUUGGCGGCGUCCGCCAUUCUGGACACAUGAACGGUUGACAAUUGGAUUUGAAAUAAUUAGUAUAUCAGCAUAUUAAUCGUGCCAAAGAUAACAAGUUAAACUGCUUAGUCUUAAGUCCAUUAUCAUUACCCAUUUAGGGGCCAUAAAAAUGAUUUAUAUUACGAAAAAUGUUCUCAAUUAGCCAUUAUGAAAACUUGUAGGAAAAUAUUUAUUUUAUUUUUGCUUCAUUUAAUGUUGAAACAUAGACUGAUUUUAACUCGUAUCCGUGACUGGCGGAACAUUCCUUUUAGUGAAUUUGAUAUUUACAAUUACGAUUUACCUUAAUUAACUUUGAUAUUUGAUGACUUGUAGUAAUUUCAAUGCUUUCUAACACAUGAACAAAUUGAUAUGUUAUGAUGGUACCUAUCAAGAAUAAUGUAUGUACCUGAGAGGAAACAAAUGUAGCUCUCUUAGAUCUUUUUUAAAAUAAUCUAGAACAAAUAUACUUUACAAAUAAGUUAUAUAAUUCAUUAUAAUAAUCUUCUUAUAUUUAAAAUAAGGUUUUGUACCCCUGAACGUUGACUCUAACUUAUUAAAUAUUACAUUAAUGUUGUCAUUAUACUAUAGCUAACUCAAUUUAAUAGUUGACUCCAUUCUAGUAAAUUUUAUUGUACUUACAUCCUUGUAUGGUCAAGCGAUUGCAAUAAAUAUAACGAUUCUUGUGAUAAAAAAGGAAUGGAAAUAUGUAUGUAUAUUUUUGAUGCACUGUUAUUUUCCCUUUUAUUGUAAAUACUUACGUAAGUUCAUCGCCCGUUGUUUUUACAUAAAAAAUGUAAUAUUUUAUGUAUUUAGUUGUAUAUAAUAAUCGCUAGGAUAAUAAAAUUAUUUUUCUAAA
Molecule: messenger RNA, 4342 nt
Organism: Aethina tumida (small hive beetle)
Lineage: Eukaryota; Metazoa; Arthropoda; Insecta; Coleoptera; Nitidulidae
Gene: Ack
Product: activated Cdc42 kinase Ack
Exons: 11
Coding region: 307-3498 (1063 amino acids)
Biological process (GO): protein phosphorylation
Molecular function (GO): protein tyrosine kinase activity; protein binding; ATP binding
Source: RefSeq, a predicted model, not a curated record